CGGGAUUGGCCACUGCCAAAGUACGACUGCUCCAACAAGCACGCACGUCAGCCGCUGCGUAUCGAUGAAGGCCGUGAUUCUGGCCGCCGGCUACGGGACCAGGCUCCAGCGGGACGUGUCGGCCGACCGCAGCGGGCGUUUCGCUCACCUGGUCGGCGUCGCCAAGCCGCUGCUGCCCGUAGGCGACCGCGCGCUCCUCAGCCACUGGAUCGGAGCACUGAGCGCCUCCGACGGGCUGGACGCCAUCUACGUCGUGAGCAACGCUCUUUACCUGUCAGCAUUUGAAGAAUGGGCCGCACACUUGCCAAACGUCAAGAUCGUCUGCGACCAGACCACGAGCAAUGAUGGGCGCCUUGGUGCGGUGGCCUGCCUCCAGCUGGCAGUCAAGCACUUCCACAUCCAGGACCAUGUCAUGGUGAUUGGAGGCGACACACUCUUCAAAGAAGACUUCAGCCUUGCUCAGAUCCAGUCCAGGUUUUGUGAACUCCAAGCGGAAUGCGAGGAUAACAAUGUGGCGCUGUCUUACGAGUGCAGAGACGACGAAACUCCCAAAUACGGAAUAGUGGAAGUUGAUCCUGAUCUUCGGGCCUUGUGUAUGAAGGAGAAGCCGCUGCCUUCAGAGACCACGUCGAGGAGAGCCUGUCCUUGUUUCUACGUGUUGUCUAAGAACAGCCUCCCUCUCUUGGACGCCUUCCUCCUGGAAAAGAAGGAUGCGGCCAUAGAGCAAAAAGACGCCCCUGGAAACUUUGUGGCUUGGCUCAUUCCGAGAAAGCCCGUGUACGUGCAGGAGAUUUGCGGGCGUUUCGACGUGGGCAACUUGCAAUCGUACGUCGAGUGCGACGGCUAUUUCAAAGAGCGCCUCGGUGGCACGCGGGCGUACAUGAAGUAGACCAAGCGGCGGAUCUUUCCACAUUUUAUUGACUCCCUUGACGUACAGACGCGACUCAAAGGGCCACUCCUCCAGCGGGCCCGUCCAGCAGCCUCCCGCAGCGCUCCGACGCCUUCUCGCGGCCGUUCUCCAUUUUGGCGAUGCGCGAGCCAAACUGCAUGGCCCUCUUGGGAAGGACGGCGGCGGGCCCGAGGCCCAGCCGGCGGGCGGCCAGCCUCAGCAGCAGUUUCUCGCCGACGCCCCUCGGGAGCGACAGGUCGGCCUUGUCGCACAUGGCCAGAGAGUUGAGGUAGCUCACCACGCUCUCGUCCAAGUAGGGAAACCUGAGGAAGGGUCGAGACGGACUUUUUCAUCCCGGCCAUUUGCAUACACACGGUGCCGCUUUCAAUAGUUCUCCACCCUCUGAGUGGCGCCAUCAUGACUAACAAACAAUAAAGGUCCCUUACCUAGCCUC
Molecule: messenger RNA, 1343 nt
Organism: Syngnathus acus (greater pipefish)
Lineage: Eukaryota; Metazoa; Chordata; Actinopteri; Syngnathiformes; Syngnathidae
Exons: 8
Coding region: 65-889 (274 amino acids)
Biological process (GO): biosynthetic process
Source: RefSeq, a predicted model, not a curated record